Messenger RNA from Vespa velutina, 2333 nucleotides. RefSeq names its product xylulose kinase. Gene Ontology annotation, molecular function: D-xylulokinase activity. Gene Ontology annotation, cellular component: cytosol. The record is from RefSeq and is a predicted model, not a curated record. Bases 697 to 2190 code for a protein of 497 amino acids. Gene Ontology annotation, biological process: xylulose metabolic process; D-xylose metabolic process. NCBI's taxonomy places the organism in Eukaryota, Metazoa, Arthropoda, Insecta, Hymenoptera, Vespidae. The transcript has 13 exons.
GGGGAAGAACUCGAAAGAAAAGAAGAGUAUAAUAACGGGAGGUGUAUUAUGUGAAACGUAAAGAAAAGAAAAAGAGAAACAAUGACAAAAAAAAAAAGAAAAGAAAAAAGAAAAAAGAAAAAACAAAAAGGAAGAAAAAGAAAAAAAAAAGGAGGAAAAAAAGAAAAGAGAAUUUUUCUCGUCCCGUGUGUUGUGUACAUAUGUACUAUACGAAGAUUCGUCGCUUACACGCGCAGCUCUCUCCUCCUUAUCUCGGCUGUAAAGUUGAGAGUGGUCGGGCCAUGCGUCUGUCUCUCUAAAUCUCUUCCCUCUCCUCUUCCACAACCCUUCCUUCGUUUGUGAUCUCUCUCACUCUCUCUCUCUCUCUCUCUCUUUCUCUCUAUUUAUCUCCAUCUCUCCUUCCUCUCUUUCUCUCUCUCUCUCUCUCUCUCUCGCUCUCGCUCUCUCGCUCUCGCUACUAACUCCAAUAUGGGAUUCCUUUAACGAUUGCAAACGUGACAAUUUCAAGACAUCGCGUUUAUCUUCAUUGUUACAUAUAUCGCGCAGUGCAAGUUGAAGGCUGUUGUGGUCGAUGACGAUCUCGGUAUUCUACAUGAGACCAGUGUACAAUUCGACAAUGAUCUACCAGAAUUUAGAACGUAUGGAGGUGUUAUACAAAAUAAAUGCGAAUCUCACGUAGUAGUGGCACCAACUUUGAUGUGGGUCAAGGCAUUGGAUAUGAUAUUAGACAAAUUACGUGUUUGCGGGGUUGAUUUUAGCAAAGUGUCAGCUAUUUCCGGAUGCGCUCAGCAACACGGUACCGUUUAUUGGGGAAAAGGUAGUCAAAGUCUAUUGAAAAAUUUAGAACCAACGAAAUUUUUACAUGAACAAUUUGCAACGUCGUUUUCGAUAACACAAUCGCCUGUAUGGAUGGAUUCUAGUACGUCAAACGAGUGUCAUCUUUUCGAGAUGACCGUAGGUGACCCAAAAAAAUUGGCAGAAAUAACUGGGUCUCGGGCAUACGAAAGAUUUGCAGGACCGCAAAUAGCAAAGAUAGCACGAAGAAGGCCAGAAGCCUAUAGUAGUACCGAGAGAAUUUCCUUGAUCAGUAGUUUUCUUGCCUCUCUCUUCUUGGGUGACUUUGCGCCAAUCGAUUGGUCAGACGGCUCUGGUAUGAAUCUAUUAAACAUUCGUACGAAGGAUUGGGACGAUGUCUUGUUAGAGACCUGUGCGCCUGAUUUAAGAAAAAAAUUGGGCAAACCGAUCUCUUCCUAUAACAAUAUUGGCCCAAUAUCGUCUUACUUUGUCGAAAGAUUUGGCUUCAAUGAGAGUUGCAGGAUAAUUGCAUUUACAGGAGAUAAUCCGGGUUCGUUGGUAGGAAUGAGAUUGAAAAAAGGAGAUAUUGCAUGUAGUUUAGGAACUAGUGAUACUUUAUUUUUAUGGCUGAACGAACCAAAAACUGCUAUCAAUGGACACAUUCUCUGCAAUCCUAUUGAAGAUGAGGCAUAUAUGGCAUUACUUUGUUUUAAAAAUGGAUCAUUGACUAGAGAAAGAAUACGUGACAAUGCUGCGCAAGGUUCAUGGCAAAUAUUUAACGAAUUAUUAGAAAGUACACCGCGAGGAAAUUUUGGAAAUUUUGGAUUAUAUUUUGACGCACAGGAAAUUUUACCGUCCGUGAUCGGUGAUCAUAGAUUUAAUAAAGCUAACGAUGAAAUUAAUCGAUAUAGCUCGAAAGAGGUAGAGGUUCGAGCACUCAUUGAAGGCCAAUUUGUGGCAAAAAGAGCACACGCAGAAGAUUUUGGUUUUGUUAUUGGUCCCAAUACUCGUAUAAUAGCAACAGGCGGUGCAUCUGCUAAUAAAACUAUACUACAAGUACUUGCUGAUGUCUUCAAUUCGCCUGUUUAUAUAUCGCUGUUCAAAGUGCCUGGGGUGUCGUGCAAUCCAAACGUCGCACAAGUUGAAAUUAUUUUGAAGUGUGCACAAUCAAGGGAAAUUACGAAUUCGGCUAUGAUGGGAGCAGCAUAUCAAGCAAAACACGGUUUAUUAAGAAACAAAAAUAGCUUUGAAGAUAUAACUGCUUCUUUACCAGAGCCAACACUCGUAUGUCGACCAUACGACGAUGCUGAAUCUAUUUAUCGACCAAUGACGCAACGUUAUCGAAAGUUGAUAGAAAGAGUAAUAAAAAGAAAUCAAUCACAGUCAGAUAAGUAAAAUGAAAUAUUGCAAUAAAUUCGAUUGCAUAAAUCUUUAGCUAAUUAACUUCCAACAAAUUCCACAAUUUUAUAUCGCGAUAGAUGCAUAUCAUAGUUAUGUGUAUAUAUAUACAUAUACAUAUAUAUAUAUAUAUAUAUAUA